GCCAAUCGCAGCGCAGCCGAGACAAUCGCAAAAUCGAUAGAGGCGAAGGAUCUUCAAAAGCAAGCUCAUGACCCGAAGCUGAAAGACCACGUGUGGCUGUGGGCUUAUACUGGCAUGAGGGAGCGAGGCAAGGUCCUGGGGCAGAUGGUCGGGCAGUAUGCGCUCACCUCGCUUCUCGUGCGGCUUCUCACCACCGCACGGUCGCCCCAUCGCGCUCCAGAUGAUCUGCUGGAAGUUUUUUCUGCGGUGAUUCAUGAGACGAUGCGUCAUGAGCAGCUCUCCUUCAAGAAGCUGCAAGAUGUGGGCUUUCUCAAAAGCGGCUUUCACAUCAAGCGGCCCCUUCGGCUGCUGGAUGCCGAGCAUCCGGCCUGCAUUCAUCUGGCCGUGGCUGGGGCAGAGCUCGGACGCAUCUUGAGCAUGUGGCCAGAGAUGAAGAAGGCUGUCGAUGCCUGGUGGGGCGCAUUCGUUGCCUGCCUCGUGGACGACAAGACCCAGCUACCGGCUUGGAUGCACGGUGUGGCCUUCGCUUCAGGCUUUUGGUGCAACUUCUGCGUGGAGGAGGCUGCGAUCAAGAUCGAGCAGCUGGAAAGGCCGGUCCCAAGAUGGAGCGCCUUGGACUUCGGCAACCUCCUGAAGCAGAUCAAAGCCGUGGCACCUCUCAGCUCCGCAGUCGCUGCUGGGCAGGUGUCUGCGGAGCAGCGCCAAAGGCUGGAACGGAGCAGGCAGGCGGCACUUGAGAAGAAACGCCAGCGCCAGGGCGAGACAUCGGCGGAAAUUCCUGGCGACGCCAACGCGCAGCCGAUGGGCGAAGCGGCUGCAACCGAACCACCGCCGCCCACUUCCGAGGCUCCAACGGCAGAGCCUGCAGCUAAUGAGCCACCUGGGCCACGCGCAGUGACCAUUCAGGAGGUGGAUGAGGAGCUGAAGCUGGGUGUACUGGAAGCACCGUUGCAAGGGAAGAUCGUGUACCGGUCCGACCACAAGACCGGGACGAGCUUUCAUGUGCGCUUGGGCGACGCCACCGGCCAAGUCGACGUCAAGUUCUUCCAGGGCGGCUUCAAAGAGCAUCCAGGCCUCCACCCGGGAGCAGUCGUCCGCCUCAGUGGAUUCAAGGUCUGCGAGCUGAAGGGAAAGAGCCUGGAUUUCGCUCCACCCGGCCGAAGGUUCUACCUAAAUUGCGCCGACCCGGAUGCCGUCAACAUCCAGAUACUGCAGGCUCCCUCUGAAGCCGCAAGGACGCAGAACCUUCCAUUGCCCUUGCUGGAGGCCGUGGAAAAGCCAGACAGAACCUACGUCAACAUCUCCGAGGCCUUCGUUGCAGACGUUGGCGACGUGGAGACGAAAGACACCAAGGACGGCAAGCUGGCCCUACGUGUAAUUUGCCUCACGCAGCAGAGGCAGGGCGGCAAGCAGAUUCGCUGGUCCCUGUGGUGCGAGACGGCAAUGAACUAUGGGCACAAGCAGCUUGCUGGCCAACGCAUCGCCAUCCGGGGCGCCCAGACGAAACGCUUCGGCCAGGAAAGGCAGCUCGCCGGCUGCUUCCGUGAGGGUGGCAUUCAGCUCUUGCCCGAUGUGUUGCAGAAUGCCGGUGGGUA
Molecule: messenger RNA, 1595 nt
Organism: Symbiodinium sp. CCMP2592
Lineage: Eukaryota; Dinophyceae; Suessiales; Symbiodiniaceae
Source: the annotation of a GenBank genome assembly